GCAGAAUACGACAGCCGGUUAGCCAUUUUCUCACUGCAAAUCUCGGUAUAGAAGUUGUGGUUGGUGAGCAUUAGGGCGCAUCACGUGAGAGAUUAAGCGAGACGCCAACUUCCGGGGCGAACGUCAAUUUGAAUUGAUAAGCAGCGGAUCGCACAAAACACCGACGUCGCCGUCGCCAUCUUUCUUUCAUCCUCCUCCACCCGUCGAAACCUCACCCCGACACCUUCAAAAUGGCCCGCCGACCUGCCCGCUGCUACCGCUACUGCAAGAACAAGCCGUACCCCAAGUCCCGCUUCAACCGCGGUGUGCCCGACCCCAAGAUCCGCAUCUUCGACUUGGGCCGCAAGCGUGCCUCCGUGGACGACUUCCCGCUCUGCGUCCAUCUUGUUUCCAACGAGUUGGAACAGCUCAGCUCUGAGGCGCUCGAAGCCGCGCGUAUCUGUGCUAACAAGUACUUGACCAAGAACGGUGGCAAAGAUGCGUUCCAUCUACGCGUGAGGGCACACCCCUACCACGUCGUCCGCAUCAACAAGAUGUUGUCGUGCGCUGGUGCCGAUCGUCUUCAGACCGGUAUGCGUGGUGCCUUCGGCAAGCCACAGGGUCUCGUUGCCCGUGUCAAGAUCGGACAGAUUCUCCUCAGUGUCCGAACUAGGGAUUCCCAACGUGCCCACGCUCUCGAGGCCAUGCGCCGAUCUCAGUACAAGUUCCCCGGCCGCCAAAAGAUCAUCGUCUCCAAGAACUGGGGCUUCACCUCCAUGCGCCGCGAGGAAUACAUCGAGGCCAAGAAGGCCGGCACCAUCAAGCCUGACGGCUGCUACAUCAAGAUUCUGUCUACCAACGGACCGAUUGCGAAGAACGUGGCGGCUUUCCCGUCUGCUUUCACUGCGUAAGCAUGAUGGGUGACAUGGGAUAGCGAAUGGAGAGAUGGAGAAAGGGUUGUGCUCAUUCAAAACCGGAGGUUGUGUAGUUCAGAUACCAAUGCAACAUGAUCCGAUCACC
This is a messenger RNA of Mytilinidion resinicola, 999 nucleotides long. RefSeq names its product 60S ribosomal protein L10-A-like protein. The coding region runs from base 231 to 890 and encodes 219 amino acids. NCBI's taxonomy places the organism in Eukaryota, Fungi, Ascomycota, Dothideomycetes, Mytilinidiales, Mytilinidiaceae. Gene Ontology annotation, cellular component: ribosome; cytosolic large ribosomal subunit. Gene Ontology annotation, biological process: ribosomal large subunit assembly; translation. The transcript has 6 exons. The record is from RefSeq and is a predicted model, not a curated record. Gene Ontology annotation, molecular function: structural constituent of ribosome.